Messenger RNA from Myripristis murdjan (pinecone soldierfish), 1277 nucleotides. RefSeq names its product protein FAM57A-like. The record is from RefSeq and is a predicted model, not a curated record. Gene Ontology annotation, biological process: lipid homeostasis. Lineage: Eukaryota; Metazoa; Chordata; Actinopteri; Holocentriformes; Holocentridae. The coding region runs from base 200 to 1018 and encodes 272 amino acids. Gene Ontology annotation, cellular component: membrane; endoplasmic reticulum. The transcript is spliced from 5 exons.
CGGCAUUUGACACUGUGUAUCUUCACAACAGGGAAGUUCAGCAACUUUAGUAACUAGUACUGUUGUGUUUACCUCCACGGCGGUUUGUUUGGCGCCUGUUUAUGGUUUUAUUUGGCUACUAGGCUUUGAUUUAUUAUCAGGGCGUGGUUUACUUUACAGCAAAUGCGGCUGUGGAGGAGGAAGAGGUCGGCUCCAGAUCAUGUUUGUUGCCUUGCUUUGCGGGGCAGUGUUUUUCCCGGGGCUUUUCCUCAGCCUCAGGACUGUGCUCAGGUCUGCUUUCACACACUGGACUGAUGCGGAUGUGGUGGCUGUCAGCGAGAGGCUGGUUUCCUCCAUCCAUGCGUCCUUGGCUGCCACAGCUGGAGUUGUAGUGGUGACCUCCUGCAGGGAUGUGAUGACUGACAGACACUGGUUGGUCGAUGGCUUUGUUCUCUUCGGUGCUCCCUACAUGGCCUAUGACAUCUGUGCCAUGUAUCUGAACCACUACCACACUCAGAAGGUCAAAGGUCAUGAUGGCGCCUAUGGACACCACUCCCUGCGGACGGUGAAGUCCUUCCUCCUCAGAGAAUGGAUGCUGGUCCUCCAUCACGCGGCGCUGCUCCUGAUUUUCAUGCCCAUCACUCUGUUCUUCAGAAGAGGACUUGGUGAUUUCUUCAUCGGCUGCAUGUUCACCACAGAGUUCAGCACCCCCUUUGUCUCCAUAGGAAAGAUUCUCAUCCAGUUGGGCCUCGACAACAGCAGGCUCCACAGGAUCAACGGUGUCAUGGUUCUGGUGAGUUUCUUCACUUGUCGCAUCCUUCUCUUCCCCUUCAUGUACUGGAUGUACGGACAGCAGUAUGGGAUUCCCCUGCACAGAGUGGCCUUCCAUCUGCCGCUCCACUGCAACGUGGGCAACCUGGCCAUCCUGGCCCCACAGAUCUACUGGUUCAUCCUGCUGCUGAGGAAAGCACACAGACUCUACCUGAGGCAGAACAGAGCCAAGGCAGACAGCCAGAGAGACAGCUUAAAGACAGAAUGAGCGGUCGGUGUAGCAUUUCUGGGGUAUGGGGUGGCAGAUGGAGGCUGAUUGUAAAGUCUCAACAGUUGAGUGUUUUGUCUAAAUAAUGUUCAUCACUCUGACUAACCAUCUGCUGUUUAAAAUGUGACACUAUCUGUACAUUGUGUUGUUGAAUCAGUCUAUUAGCAUUGUAUUUGUACUGUACUCUCAGGGAUAAAUGAGUCUUUGGCAGCUGUUACAAUUAAGCACAAUUAAUAAAAAAUGCUAUUGCUUUACUGUU